CGCACGAGUGUGUCAUUGUCCCGAGAAAGCGGAGUAGCGCGCUUCUUGGCCGUCUCAGCAGAACGACUGGCUCCCUGCGCCUGGACACGCCAGCGCUCCGGGAGUGAUCUUCCCUGGGGACGCCGCCUGCACCGCAGGCGAAGCCCUUGGAGCCGUGUCUGCUGCUGUGAUCUGCCAACGUGCCCUGCCGAAGCCCCGGCUGGUUGCACGUCUUCGUUUAUCCGUGGAUUAUUUCUGGAGUCCGUCUUGUAAAUGUUUAGCAUUUUGCUGAUUUACUGCUUCUUUCUGGGAGCGUUUCCAGCGCUUGCCGAGACCGGCGGAGAGAGGCGACUGAGCCCGGAGAAGAGCGAAAUAUGGGGACCGGGGCUAAAAGCACAUGUCGUCCUUCCCGCCCGCUAUUUCUAUGUUCAGGCGGUGGAUACAUCAGGGAAGAAAUUCACAUCUUCUCCAGGUGAAAAGGUUUUCCAGGUUAAAAUCUCAGCACCAGAUGAGCAGUUCACUAGAGUUGGAGUCCAGGUUUUAGACCGAAAGGAUGGGUCCUUCAUAGUAAGAUAUAGGAUGUAUGCAAGCUACAAAAAUCUGAAGAUAGAAGUUAAAUUCCAAGGUCAACAUGUGGCCAAAUCUCCAUAUAUUUUAAAAGGGCCGGUCUACCAUGAGAAUUGUGACUGUCCUUUGGAAGACAGUGCAGCCUGGCUUCAGGAGAUGAACUGCCCAGAGAACAUUACUCAGAUUCAGAGAGAUCUGGCACACUUCCCUACCGUUGAUCCGGAAAAGAUUGCAACUGAAAUCCCAAAAAGAUUUGGACAGAGGCAGAGCUUGUGUCACUACACCUUGAAGGAUAACAAGGUUUACAUCAAGACUCAUGGUGAACAUGUAGGGUUUAGAAUUUUCAUGGAUGCCAUACUACUUUCUUUGACUAGAAAGGUGAAGAUGCCAGACAUGGAGUUUUUUGUUAAUUUGGGAGACUGGCCUUUAGAAAAAAAGAAGUCCAAUUCAAACAUCCAUCCGAUCUUUUCCUGGUGUGGCUCCACAGAUUCCAGGGAUAUUGUGAUGCCUACCUACGACCUGACUGACUCUGUUCUAGAAACCAUGGGCCGAGUAAGUCUGGAUAUGAUGUCUGUGCAAGCUAACACUGGUCCUCCCUGGGAAAGCAAAAACUCCACAGCUGUCUGGAGAGGGCGAGACAGCCGCAAAGAGAGACUGGAGCUGGUUAAACUCAGUAGAAAACACCCUGACCUCAUAGAUGCUGCUUUCACGAACUUUUUCUUCUUUAAACAUGAUGAAAGCCUUUAUGGUCCCAUUGUGAAACACAUUUCAUUUUUUGAUUUCUUCAAGCAUAAGUAUCAAAUAAACAUUGAUGGCACUGUCGCGGCUUAUCGACUGCCGUAUCUACUGGUCGGCGACAGUGUUGUGCUGAAGCAGGACUCUAUCUACUACGAGCACUUUUACAAUGAGCUGCAGGCCUGGACACACUACAUUCCAGUUAAAAGCAACCUGAGCGAUCUGCUAGAAAAACUUAAAUGGGCAAAAGAUCACGAUGAAGAGGCAAAGAAAAUAGCAAAAGCAGGACAAGAAUUCGCAAGAAAUAAUCUCAUGGGCAAUGACAUAUUCUGUUAUUAUUUCAAACUUUUCCAGGAAUAUGCCAGUUUACAAGUGAGUGAGCCUCAAAUCCGAGAGGGCAUGAAGAGGGUAGAACCACAAACCGAGGACGACCUCUUCCCUUGCACAUGCCACAGGAAAAAGACCAACGAUGAACUCUGAUAUGCAAAAUACCUUCCAUUCAAAUAAUGGUGCUCUGAAGAUGCUUCUUAACUGAAAAGAAGAAUGUUUUUUAAGUAUUAAUUCCAUGGACAAUAUAAAAUCUGCUGUGUGAUUAUUUAGAUUAUGAAGAUAUGUUUCUUCUUAAUAUGCAGUAU
Molecule: messenger RNA, 1916 nt
Organism: Cynocephalus volans (Philippine flying lemur)
Lineage: Eukaryota; Metazoa; Chordata; Mammalia; Dermoptera; Cynocephalidae
Gene: POGLUT2
Product: protein O-glucosyltransferase 2
Exons: 10
Coding region: 253-1761 (502 amino acids)
Cellular component (GO): endomembrane system
Molecular function (GO): protein binding; glucosyltransferase activity
Source: RefSeq, a predicted model, not a curated record